AAGUCCGAGUAAAUACUGAAAAGAGACAAUGGCUAUUAUUACUGUACAAAGCUUCUAUCUUCUUCCCUCCACAAGCUGCUUCCGAUUCUCGAAUUCGCCUGCACCGUCUUCUCUAUCCACCCAUCGUUUCAAACCCACUCCCAUCCGUUGCCUCGCCUCCGCGAAUCCUCCGCCGCUUCAAAUGAACUCAUCGGACGAUGCUGAGCGGAAGAGAUUCAUGGAGUUCCCUUACGCGUCUUCUUCAGUUAGAGAUUUAAUGGUAGAUCUCUUUUCCACGGUGGAGGAACGCCUCAAAUCUGAACUACUUCCUUGCUCCUUACCCAAUGAUGUCAGAUACUUCACUAAUCAGUCCGGAACAGCUCAAAAUUCUCUCUACAUAAGAUCCGCCAAUAAACCUUCUAAGGUUGAGUUCAUAUUAGGAAAUUGGCUACACAGUAAUCUUCCCUCUGGUGGAUCACUAAACAUAACAAGUCUAUCAUGUUACCUCUCAACAGCAACAGACGCUCCGAAUUUCCUAAUCGAGUUAAUUCAGAGCAGCCCCGAUUCUCUUAUCCUCAUACUCGACGUUCCACCUAGGAAAGAUCUUGUCCUCCAUCCGGAAUAUCUCCAAAUAUAUUACGAAGAAACGCAGACAGACAAACACAGACAACUUCUCCUUAAAGUCCCGGAAAUACAACCUUAUAAUUCCUCGUCACUUUACAUACGAUCUGUCGUAUCUCCGACGGCAGUGCUCAUCUCUGUUCAGACGGGCGUAGAUGGAGAAGGACGAAUGGAGGAGAUUGUGAAAGAAAAUGUAACUCCUGCAGCUAAGGAGUUGCUUGCCCUGUGGUUGGAUAAGUGUGUUUGUGGUGGUGAUAGGGUGGCAGAGGUGGAUAUGGAGACUUUGGCGGCUAGAGAUCGAAUGGUGAGGAGGAAGAGUAUCGAGAUUGAUUUGGGGUCGGCGUUUCCCAAGUUAUUUGGAGAAGAAGUAGCCAGUCGGGUGUUGGAUGUCAUGCGGGUGGCUUUUGGUGUAUGAGAUGUAUUAUGGAUGGUGAUUGAUUAUCAUUUAAAACACUUAGAUUGAAAGUUUUUUUUUUCUUGAUUGUUUAAGGUGGAAAAAGAAUACUAUUAUUGUAUAUAAUUUGGUGGAAGGUGAGGCAUAAAGUGUAAACUCAUAGGAUUAACUAAUUGGUUGUAAUAUAUUAGCACUAUUAAUUGUUGUUAGUUUAUUUUCUUAAUAAAUAAGAUAGUUUGUUCGA
This is a messenger RNA of Impatiens glandulifera, 1238 nucleotides long. RefSeq names its product red chlorophyll catabolite reductase, chloroplastic. Gene Ontology annotation, biological process: chlorophyll catabolic process. The transcript is spliced from 2 exons. Gene Ontology annotation, molecular function: red chlorophyll catabolite reductase activity. Lineage: Eukaryota; Viridiplantae; Streptophyta; Magnoliopsida; Ericales; Balsaminaceae. The record is from RefSeq and is a predicted model, not a curated record. Gene Ontology annotation, cellular component: chloroplast. The coding region runs from base 29 to 1015 and encodes 328 amino acids.